This is a messenger RNA of Musca domestica (house fly), 874 nucleotides long. RefSeq lists its product as uncharacterized. NCBI's taxonomy places the organism in Eukaryota, Metazoa, Arthropoda, Insecta, Diptera, Muscidae. The record is from RefSeq and is a predicted model, not a curated record. The transcript has a single exon. Bases 134 to 565 code for a protein of 143 amino acids.
CAAAAUCUGUUCCAAAACAAAACAUUUCAAAACAAAAAAAUAGAUAUGUCAAAAAUUAUUUCUAUAUUUCCUAACUGAAAUUUUCUAUCUUUUACGAAAUUAAACUUGGACAAUAGUUCUUUCAAAUUUUCUUAUGGCCUCCAUCGUUUGGAAUUCCAUCUGUGAAAUCUUUUCAACUUUGGUACGACCCACAACUCGCAAAACUCGUGUCACCUUCACGCCGAGUACAUUGAAGCGAGAAAUUUUACGUGAAGUCCGACUGGCAGCCACACCAAAUCCAUUUCUAAAUUUCUUUGCUGAAGUACGUAUUAAGGCAAUGCAAGAAUCACAAAAUCAUCCAAAACAUUUAGCUAGGCUGGCAAAAACGGCUGGUCAUAUGUGGAAUGAUAUGAGCGAAGAACAAAAGCGACCAUAUCGAGAGAUGGCUCUAGAACAAAAAGUGAAAAAGAGGCGGCGCAAAAGAAGAUCAGCAUUAUUUACUCCUCAAAGAAAAUUACAGAAAGAUAGGCGCAAACGCAAGCAAGAUCUUUUGGCCAAGGAAAAAGAGAAAAAGUACGGCGCAUGAAAUACUUUUUGAAAUUGAAGGAGUACUUUUUAAAAAUAAAGAUUUAUUAUUAAAAAAAAAAGAUUAUGGGAGAAAGAACGGGGCAUAAUAUUUUAGUUUUAUGGAAAUACUUCUUGAAAUUGAAGGAAUACUUUUUACCAAUAAUAGUUUUUAUAUUAUUUCUUUCCGAAUUAAUAAGUAACAAUUAAAAGGGUUUGCUCAUGAUUUAUUAUCGUCAAAAGUAAAAUAUUUGUUUUCUAUGAAUAAAAAUAUUCGAUAAAAGCCUACCAUUCUAAAGACAAAGACUCUCCACUAGAGAGAGAGAGAGAA